Myxocyprinus asiaticus (Chinese sucker) is the source of this 6943-nucleotide messenger RNA. It is a transcript of the gene syt3, whose product is annotated as synaptotagmin III. Gene Ontology annotation, molecular function: phosphatidylserine binding; calcium-dependent phospholipid binding; calcium ion binding. Gene Ontology annotation, cellular component: membrane. Gene Ontology annotation, biological process: cellular response to calcium ion; calcium-ion regulated exocytosis; regulation of dopamine secretion. The record is from RefSeq and is a predicted model, not a curated record. Bases 850 to 2544 code for a protein of 564 amino acids. The transcript has 13 exons. NCBI's taxonomy places the organism in Eukaryota, Metazoa, Chordata, Actinopteri, Cypriniformes, Catostomidae.
CUCUCACUCUCUCCUCCAUACAUCAGUAUGUGUUUAGCGCUGCGCGUUUAGUAUUCCGUGCACAAGGCAAAGGAGAGAGAAGGGAGGGAGGGCAGAGAGUGAAAUAGAGAGAAAAAACGAGGCUGUGAAGACAGGCGAAAACACAGAAAGAGAGGAGAAAGAGGGGAGCGAAGAGGCACCUCCUCUGUCCCUCUAGGUCUACCCUCUGGCAUCCGUCUGUCCCAGGCAAUUUCAAAGAACAUUCCAGAAAUACAGCCAUGGACCACAAUCAACAUUAACGUUUGAAUGAAUAAAGAAGAAUGACUCUGCAUUCCACAAGAGCCCACCGUAAAAACUGAUGCUGCUUUAAAGACUGAGCUCACACAUACUCUCCUCUUCCCUCACUGAUAAUUUAAAUGAGAGUCUAAGCUAUAAAAAAAAAAUCUAGGCUAUGCUUUCUGAACAACAGACCUAAAUGCAGUACCACCAUUCAUUCAUUGAAGGAAAAUUCCAAACAUUUAUGUCAAUGAAAUUCCUCUUCACCUGCUUCACCAUGACAAGGACUCAGGGAUGUCAGUGUCAUCCAUUAUAAAAAGGAGCAUGUGCUAGAGGAUUGAUUGUGGCUCACUUACCAAUGGGUUUAGCAACCAUGAAAUGUUUCAAUUAACGGUCAUAAAGAGACCCUCUCAACACCUUGUUGGAACUUUGUCAUUCUGAAACAAAAACAAGGCCUCCUGUCUUACUGGAUCAGUACAGUAGAAAGUGGCCAGACUCACCCUUUCCACUCAAGCGCCGUCCAAUUGGUGUGGGCGGUGAGGGCUACGGCGCGAUUGGUUGAGUGCAGGGUGGGUGUGCGAUGCAGAUUGGAGGAUGUCGGGGGACUGGGAAGACGACCUUUGUAAGAAGGCGUUGGUGCUGGUGGAGGAACUGUGCUUCCGGUCUGGAGGCUUCAGCCAGAGUGCGAGCUGCCAAGAGUUCAGCUACAUGAUGAGAGGACCUAACAGACAGAUGAACACAGAGAUCUCCGUAAGUCUGCUCUCCGUCAUUGUGACAUUCUGUGGCAUCGUGCUGCUCUCUGUCUCGCUCUUCGUUUCCUGGAAGCUUUGCUGGUUGCCGUGGCGUGAUAAGGAAGGAGGAGGUCUAAGCUUGACAUCAGGGCUCCUGCCUGGUGGUGUGGGUUUGAGUGGGGGUGGUGGCGGCUCGUCGCUCCUCCCUCCUCUCCUGCAGAGGAAGGACACUCACUCCUCUUCCUCUCUGUAUCCUUCACUCUCCCAGCAUGGACAGCACCACCCCCAUUUCUCUGACCUGAUGGGGGUGGAGGGCGGAGGGGGGCUGGUAGUUGGGGGUGUGGUUGGGGGUCCGCAGGAGAUGCAGGAGCAAUCCUACCUAGACAUGGACUCUUAUCCCAACAAUGCUGCGAAUCUAAAGUUGAGCCAGACAUCUCCUGAGUUGCCCCUGUCAACAGAAGGAGGCGCAGCUGCAAAAGACCUACCCAAUGCCCAAUCCCAGCAGCAGGUCACCACUAGGCCCAAGCCCAUGACUCACCAGCUCUCCAGCCCUGAUUUUCACGGUGAGGAGAAGAGUGAGCAGCUGACCAGAAUUGGGCAGAUCAAACCAGAGCUCUACCGGCUGCGCCAGGGAGACCAGGGGGAAGGCAAACAGGGCGAUACCUGCGGCAAAAUCAGCUUCCUCCUGCGCUACGCCUUCAACACGGAGCAGCUGGUGGUUAAGAUACUGAAAGCCCUGGAUCUCCCGGCAAAGGAUGCCAAUGGAUUCUCAGAUCCCUAUGUCAAGAUCUACUUACUGCCUGAUCGGAAGAAGAAAUUUCAGACCAAGGUGCACAGAAAAACUCUCAACCCUAUCUUUAAUGAGACGUUCCAGUUUGGCGUGCCCCUGGCUGAACUGCACUCACGCAAGCUCCACUUCUCCAUCUAUGACUUUGACCGCUUCUCCAGACAUGACCUCAUAGGUCAAGUGGUGGUGGAUAACCUGCUAGACUUCAGUGAGGGAACUGGCGAAAAGCCUAUCUGGAGAGACAUUGUGGAAGGCACUGCGGAGAAAGCUGACCUGGGGGAGCUGAACUUCUCACUGUGUUACCUGCCAACAGCUGGUCGACUGACUGUCACCAUUAUCAAGGCCACCAAUCUGAAAGCCAUGGACCUCACAGGCUUUUCAGAUCCGUAUGUAAAGGCAUCUUUGGUUUGUGAAGGUCGAAGGCUGAAAAAGAGGAAGACCUCCAUAAAGAAGAACACUCUCAAUCCAACAUAUAAUGAGGCUCUGGUCUUUGAUAUCCCCAACGAGAACAUUGAGAAUGUGUCUCUUAUCAUCGCUGUCAUGGACUAUGACUGUAUUGGUCAUAAUGAGGUGAUCGGGAUGUGCCGUGUUGGCAGUGAUGCUGAUGGGCCGGGAAGGGAGCACUGGACAGCCAUGCUAGCGAAUCCCCGCAAACCUAUUGAACACUGGCACCAGCUGGUGGAGGAGAAAUCCAUAACCACAUAUGUAUCAAAGAGUGCCACAGCCUCCCCAAAGCCACACAUAGUGGUGGACAGCCCUCACUCUGAGUAGAGAUGUCAGCAUUCUCUUUUUAGCAAAAUCAUUUUUUUUUCUUUCUUUUCACCUGUGAAUAAUCCUUCAUCAAGAAAGAACCAGAGAAGAGAGACUGUGCUUGUGUUUGUGCUUUUCCUCCAAAUCAUCCCUGCAGACCCAACCAACACAGUAUAUAGAUAACACCCAUUAUACUAGACCUGGCACAUACACACACUUACAUGCACACACAUACAAACACUCAUUCAAACACAUGGAAUCAUAACAAAAAACUCAAAAACUGGCAUGGAUGGUAUUGCUUCAGGAAUUAUGUUAAAGACAAAAUAUAUAAUGAUUUAUUCAGGGGAACUAUGAUAAACAUUCCCAGUUUAAAAAUAGAUUAUCUUUAUUUAGUUAUUUGAAACUGAGCCUAAAAAAAAGCAUUUUAAUUACUAUAUAAAAUAAAAAUAAAAAAUAAAAAUCAGGAGAGAGACCUGAUAAAUUAUGGACCACGAAUGUUUCUGUGUACGUGUGAGUGCAUGUGCGUAUGUGAAUUUGUAAGGGUGUCUGUGUGUAGCUAUAGAAAAUCUCUUUAAAGUGUUUUGGACAAGUAGCUGCAAGUAUUUGGAGUGGUCCUCUCUGCCAAUGCAGAAACCUAGCAACUGUUUCCUAUUUCUCUGGAGAGGAGGACUACUUUAUCAGCGGUCCCAUCUGGAGAAGGAGACAUAAGGAUGGAUGCAUUGGCCAAAUCAUCUUGUGCGGUAUUGAAAUGUGUCCCUCUGUCUUUUUACAAAUGUUAUCACCUUCUGCUUGGAGCUCAUUGAGAUCACCAAUUAAUUUUCUUUCCAAACCAUCCUUGUUGGUCUACCAGAUAAGAAAGGAACAGUUCGACAAUAUGUUUUCCGGACAUUGACAUGCUGGCAGACUGUAUCCCCUUGAGAACUUUCCCAAGGAGCUAUCAUUGAUUUCAAAUAUUGCCAGAGGACCCUAACUAGGACGGAUUUGUGUGCACUUCCUGGAAACAUAUCCUACAGGGAAAAGAUUUGGCCAUAGUAUUUUAUUUUUAUACCACGCCAGGAUUUUUUUGGGGGGGGGGGGGUUCUUUUAGACAUUAUUUAUUUCCAAAAGAGGACAUGUGUGCUCUGCUACAUCCCUUGCCCGGAGGACUACUUUGGAAAAACGCAUCUGUUCUCUUUUCUUCCCGUGUACUUAAGUGUUUGUGGGAGUGUUCUUUUGUGUCGAUAUGCAUUUGCUCGUUGGUUUGUAUGUGUGCGUGUAUGCCUGUGUGUCGUUAUAUGUCACUGUGACCCUUUGUACGACCCCAUGUUUGCAACUAACGUCUCGCUCUUUGCCCCCUCCUCUCUCCUGCACAGAAAAAAUCUCAUUUUGAACAAUCAAAAUGUGUCUCUUGUCCUGUGUCUUAGAGGAACUAUUUCUUGUGUAGGACCAUUGCACUUGGUAGGGACAGGGUGUAAUUUCUCAGAUCCGCAUUUCGGUCAGUCUCCGUAGAAUGUGGUAGUAACCCGUCUCUGUUGUUACCCUAACCAGCACGUCACUGAAAAGUUUCCCUAGCCUGAUCUAUGUUCUUGUGUUGGGUGUGCUCUUCUUUUUUUGUAAAUGUGCUAUGUAUGUAAGAGGGGACAAACCUGGUGGCCACAGUUGUCAAGGAAUAAAAUAUUGGAAGUUUUUAAUUAACUUAAAAAGAAAAAGAAAAAAGACUAACUGGUUCUCUUCAUCUCUUUUGGCUAAUGUGACUAUCUUUUCUCUCUGAAGCAUUCCUUGCAAACAGAGACAUAGAGGGGGACAAGUCUUACAUGAUUUUAGUGCAUGAGAAUGAUUUUCAUUUGACCUUGUUUUCAUCUUACAUUAUAGACUGACUUUAGAUGCAAACACUGCUGUAAACUUUUUUUUUUUUUUUUUGGUCACACUUACAUUUAUCAAUUCAUGUACCCUUGAUAUCCAGGUCUGCACAAACACUGCAGCUAUUAAUAUUGCAGAAAAGUCCACAGUACAGCCACUGCCAAAUGCUACUGCACACAUCCCUCAAUGCAGGAAUACUAAACACUCAUGUUAUUGAAAUAUACAUCAGUAUAAUUAUUACCCACUGCAGCUCCUGAACUCAUAUUUUCUCUGUUUCUAUUAUUAAUCACACACCAGGCCAAGCUAUUGGGCUUGGACACAGACACAGACACAGACACACACACACACACACACAGAGCAAGCUCAGUCCUUAGUCCGUUAUCAUAUAUCAGCUCUUGUUGUUUUUUAAGAGGCCAUUGAUCCCUUCAUACACGUAGAUGUGAUAUCGACCCACAGUCUUCGGUUCCACCCUGCUCUAGUCAGCAGCCCUGUUUUUCCUGCUGCCUUUGAUCUUACACACUGGAGGCACAAUCCCUGUAGAGUGACCUCUGACCCCUUCAUCAGCUUCCAUACUUUAUUAUUCCAACACAAACACAUACACGCCACUCACUUUUAUGAUAUUCCGCUCUUUCCUUUCCUUUAUCAGCCCAUAUUUCUCUCUAUGUUGGUCUCCCCUCUUACCUCUGGUUCUCUAUGUCAGUGCAAUUCUGAAUGAUCUUGAGGAAAUGUGUUUGCAUGCUUGUAUAAACAUGGAUGAUGUCAACUUGAUGCAAUGAUAAUUUAAUAAGUGAUGCUCAACACAAAAUCUGAGGAUGAACUUGAUACUAACACUACUAAUGACGAACAUGCUGACCUAGCAACCUGUUCCAUAUCAUCACAACACGGAUGAUUAAAAACGUUGUUAAUAUUGUAUAUUCUCUUUGAAAUGGCAUUACAGUUUCUGGGUAUAUUUUUGUUUGUUUGUUCGUUUGUUUGCUUUUUAAUUUUCUUUGAAAAUUUUUACUUUUUUUAUAUGUUAAGAUUCAGCAGAGACUUAGAGCAAGAUAUAAAUUAAAUGCAGUCAGGGUGAGAACAUUUCAGAAAAACAAAACAAAACUGAAAAAGAGCAAAUACAUAAAUAAAUAAAAAUCCCCCAAAAAACUGUUAGGAGGAUGAAUAUGUGAAUGAUGAAGAUAAGAAGAUGAUUUUAAGGCUGGAGCAGUGAUGGCUGAAAUAAAACAUAUAUGAAAAAUCAUUAUGACAUGUUUGCUUGAUAUAACUGUUUGUAUUCAUUUAAUACAAUAAUUUAAGUAGGCUGUGAAUCACACUGAUCUUUCGGUCUACCUCUUGCUUUCUGUGUCUCAUUCCAUUCCCCCUCCUGCUGUACAUUAAGUUGUGUGUAAUUAUUUAGUUACAGUCAUUCAUUUUUUAUAGCAGACUUGCUUUAUAGAAAUGCAGUGUGGAGCAUUGCAGUGCUUGUGUACAUGCUUCUGUUUGUGUUUUUGUGUUAUUCCAUAGGCCCCCCCAAAAAGAACAAAAUAUUAAGAACAAAAUAAACAUUUAGAUUUUUAAAUUCAGUCAGUCCACUCGGGUCGCACAGAUUUGCUUUUAACUGAAAAUUCUGUCAUUAUCUUCCCACUGUUGUGUCAAUUCAUUUUUCUCCCCUGAAUAACAAAAAGAGUUAUUUUGAAAAAGUCAAAGCUGCUCUUUUCCAUUCAACUAAAAUGCAUGAUUAUCAGUGACCAUGCUUACAUGCACUUAAGAAAAUGGUUUAUUCCAGGGGUUUUGCAGUAAGUGGCGUUCUGUCAUGCUAUGUAAACAAGAACGCCAAUUUCCUUGCGUGGUUUAAGGGAUUAAAGGAAAGCAGUUUAACACACCCAGGUUUCUCCUGGAGAAACCGUCCCAUUGUGGUCAUGUAAACACAUAGGCGGCGUUCUUACAGGUUUUUGAGGAGUGUGCAUGUGCGUGAACAGACCGGAUAACAAAUAUCAUAGGAUGGGGUCCAAGAACAAAUCAACAAUGUGGAAAAUAAUUCAAUGUUUCUGGGAAUACAGUGGGUAAAGCACAUACACUAUAAACUAUACCAAUUUAUACUGUACCAAUGUAAAAUUUCAUGGUCCCUUACGUUCAAGUAUAAGCACUGGUACAUUGGGGGAAUCCCAGAGUUUUACAUAAGAGGGAAAGCCCACUAUUGUACGUUGCGACAAAGUUAAGUUUAAAAACAUAGCAACAGCUCUGGAAUAUCUGGGAUAAAAGCGAAGCAACAGAGAAUAAAAGAGCAAAGUCGUCGUCAGAUACCAUGUUUGUUAUUUACACAAGUGUCACAGGGAAAUUACAUUGCUGUGGAGAAAGCUGCUUACUGACCGAGCCACAUAUGGGAGUAAAGAGUUCCGGAACACUACUUUCUUGCAAUAAACCGCUUUCUGAUGUCCAUGUAAAUGUAGUCACUGCCUCUACAGUUCAGUUGCAAUUUAGCUUGCCAAAAAAAUUUUAAAAUGUAAUAUUAGGUCAGGAUUUGAUCCCAUGUGCCCUGGAUUGCUUAUUGAAAACUGUACCACUACACUAAAAUGUCUUAACACAUAUACAAUAAACGUAAAAUUUA